Emiliania huxleyi CCMP1516 is the source of this 306-nucleotide messenger RNA. RefSeq lists its product as hypothetical. The transcript has a single exon. NCBI's taxonomy places the organism in Eukaryota, Haptophyta, Isochrysidales, Noelaerhabdaceae. The annotation marks the transcript as partial. The record is from RefSeq and is a predicted model, not a curated record. Gene Ontology annotation, molecular function: protein-disulfide reductase activity.
ACUACCGAGGAGUGGCACGCCCUGCUGGCUGACGCGGCUGCAAAGAACCAGGCUGUGGUCGUCGACUUCACGGCGUCGUGGUGCGGGCCGUGCAAGAUGAUUGCGCCCAUCUUCGAGGCCCUUGCCGGCAAGUACCCGCAUGUUUGCUUUGUCAAGAUCGACGUGGACGAGAAUCAGGAAGUCGCACAGGAGUGCCGCGUCUCUGCGAUGCCAACUUUCAAGGCCUUCCGCGACAAGAAAGAGGUCGGUUCGUGCCGCGGAGCCAACCCUGAGGCGCUCGAAGCGCUGGUGGUGGCUCACCAGGGC